AUGACUAAGGCAGCCAUUGAAAUAUGUUUACAAAGGAAAUUAUUAAGUGUUAGCUGUGCACUCAAGAAUGGUCACCUGUGGUUUGCUGUUACAGAAGCAGAACCCCCAGCACAAGUAUUUUUGUUGCCAUGUGCAGUAUGUGGACGAACAUUCCGUCCAGAAUCACUACAAAAACACUCAAAAGUUUGUGAACGCAAUGCCACAAAGAAACGAAAAAUUUUUGACUCUUCAAAGCAACGUAUUCAGGGCACUGAAUUGGCAGAGUUCUUGCCAGCACUACACAUGCAGCAAGCUAAAAAAAUAGAAAAAUGCAGAACAGCAGCACGGCAGAAGUCGCAAUGGAAGGAAAAGCAUCUUGAAUUUAUGCGUGCCAUACGCGCAGCGCGGCAAGUUGAGAAACCUCUUUCACCAAGAGCCAGCGCUGUACUUACAAGGCCGCCUGAAAGUGAAAGAUGUCCACAUUGUGACAGACAAUUUGGUCCAAAAGCUUUCGAUCGACAUAUUGAGUGGUGUCGUGAGCAGAAGGCCCGUGUGCCAAAGUCACCAGCAAGUAUUAAGGCAAAGGAGAGACUAGAAGCAAGGCUAAAGUACCGAGCACCAGUAAUUCGCAGAAUAUCCAUCCGAGAAAAAUAUUCUCCACAGGCACAACGUAAAGUGUCUGAUACUUCAGUACAUAACUCUACAGAUGUAAUACAGUCUAAGAGUCAGGCUCCUAGCACAAUGCCAUCAAAUUCAGGUCAGCAGGAUACAUUAGUUCCAAGACAGAAAUCACCGUCCAAUAACACUCAGUGCAAUAGAAGUAAUAUUACCAGUACCAGAAGCAAAUCAAGUGCAAAGAAAAUAUCACAGCGAUCUGAGCCAGAUGUGAAGAAAUCUCCCAACACUGGUGUUAAAAGUGCCAUCAGUGAAAGAAAACAAAUUUCAUCACAGACAAACAGAACUAAAGCAAAGAAGGAGGAGAAAACAAUAAUUAAUAACCAACAUGGAAUUUCAAGAGGGAAAAGGCCAGCAACAUUAGAUAACAAGCCAGCAGAAAAUUCUAAAUCUGCUCCACAGCCAAAUAAGACUGAAAAUGAUAAUGCACAUUCCCACAGCACUGAAGAAGUCUACAAUCCAUUUGUGUCUGCUGAACGCCAGAUGAUGGAACUUCUAGCAGAUGAUGGACCAGUGACUCCAAAAGUAACGUCGCGAGUAGAAGUUCAUUCAGCGCCACCUUAUCCUAAGCAAAAUCCUACUUCCUUGCCCACAAAUAAUGCUCGUGCAGGACUGCAUUCUGCACCUGUUGCUCAUAAAACAGUGGAAAGUAAUAAUUUUACACCUACUAGCUCCUCUGGACCUUCUGAAAGUUCCCUCCUUAAUUCGAGUACAGAAAAUGUUAAUUCCUCAUUGACACCACCGAUGGGUACUGACUGUACAUAUGAUACAUUACAGUCACCGCCUGUUUGGUCAGGUUCUCUUCAAGAACUAGAUGACAUGCUGAACCAUGGUAUUAUUCCAUACGAUAUUGCUGAAAGUUUAUAUGCUGGGUCUGAUGAAAGGGGGUCCUCUCUUAGUUUAUGUAGUUUGCAAUUCCUUGAUCAUAUGUCUAGUCAGGAAAGCAGUUCAACAAGAAAAAUUUCAAAAAUACGUGCAAAGAUGGAGGAAGCAUCUUUGCAGUUACAGAAAUCAGUGGCAUUACAUGACAGCUCUACAGAGUUAACAGAGGAACCUAAUGAUAGAUUUAAAGGAUUUUCUGAUAAUGAUAACCUGCCUUGUUCUUUUCCCCAAACAUCCUUCUUCCUUUCCAGACCUGAUCCCAACAUCAGCACUGACACUGUCUCAUUGUCUGGCUCAGACGGCCUUGUAUCAAGGAAAUUGUAUGGUGACCUAGACUGCGAGAGUGAAUCUGGUGAGAAGGAGAAAGCAGAUGAAGUUAUUCACCAUAAUUCGCAAUUAAUGAAAAUGAAUCUUGAAGAUGAUAUAUAUUGCAAGGAGAAUGUAACCAGUAAGCAGUAUUCAGCUACUGGAAAACAUAGUGUUGACUCUGCAUACAGUAGUCUUAACCGUCAGUCACCCAAGCAGUAUGCACAAGAACAAGAGCACUGCAAUGCCAUAAGUUCCAGUGGGUCAGAAUCUUCUUUACCAACACUAUGCAAGGAAGAGGUACCCAGGCCAGGUACUGGAGACACAGUUAUUCUGUCUCAUAAUCAUGAUCACAAAAAAGAACAUCAACAAGGAGCAGUAAUAUCCCACCUGCCCAAAUUUUGUCAUGAGUGUGGAGCUCAGUAUCCUGUGAGCGUAGCAAAGUUUUGCUGUGAAUGUGGUGUUCGAAGACUUUUAAUAUGAAUCAAUGCAUUCAGUAUUGUAUUAUGUAAGGUGCCUUAACCUUUGUGAUGAUUGUGCUGUAAAAAGCACUAAUUAACCAAAAUUGUGUGCUAGUCCUAAUUGACUUACAUGACUGGAAUGUAAUAUGUACAAUUCUAAUAUUUAUAGCAGAAUCUCCCUAAUAUGGUGGCAGUUACUUAUUUGUAAGAAUAAUGAUGUGAACCGUUGUAUGAGACCUUUGUAAUUUUGUUGUUCAAAAUGUCUAUUUAUAUGGUGUUACGCAUAGAUUUUUUCUGAGUUCAAAAGAAAUUAAGUAGGUGGUCCCAUGGAAAAUGAUAUAUUUGAUCAGUUCUUCUAUAU
Schistocerca americana (American grasshopper) is the source of this 2664-nucleotide messenger RNA. RefSeq lists its product as uncharacterized. The transcript has 9 exons. Lineage: Eukaryota; Metazoa; Arthropoda; Insecta; Orthoptera; Acrididae. The record is from RefSeq and is a predicted model, not a curated record. Bases 1 to 2325 code for a protein of 774 amino acids.